UGUUUCUGGUCGCUUGUGCAGAAGCUACAGCGCAAAACACCUGGGCCACGUUGACGGCGUGUUAAAUUCAGGUAGAAUGAGCGUGGGUUUCAUAGGAGCGGGCCAGCUGGCCCACGCUCUGGUGAGAGGCUUCUCAGCAGCAGGCGUGAUUGCCACGCAUAAAAUCACAGCCAGUUCUCCAAACACCGAUCUCCCCACAGUGCAGCAACUACGGAAACUGGGUGUAAAUUUCACCACCAGCAACAAGGAGACAGUAAGCAGGACUGAUGUUCUCUUCCUGGCUGUGAAGCCCCACAUUAUUCCUUUUGUACUCGAUGAAAUUGGACCGGAUAUUGAAGACCGUCACCUUAUUGUGUCCUGUGCUGCAGGUGUCACAAUCAGUUCCAUAGAGAAGAAGCUACAGCAGUAUCGCACUUCUCCAAAGGUGAUACGUUGCAUGACCAACACUCCAGUGGUAGUCCGCGAGGGGGCCACUGUCUACGCCACAGGAACCUAUGCAGAGGUGGAGGAUGGAAAGCUCCUGGAGCAGCUGAUGGCAAGUGUUGGCUACUGCACUGAGGUAGAAGAGGACCUGAUUGAUGCCGUCACCGGCCUAAGUGGCAGCGGACCCGCUUAUGCAUUCACAGCUGUAGAUGCUCUUGCUGAUGGUGGAGUGAAAAUGGGCCUGAAUAGGAGACUGGCUGUACGCCUCGGAGCCCAAGCACUGCUGGGGGCUGCUCGGAUGCUGUUAGACUCAGAGCAACACCCUGGGCAGCUCAAGGACAAUGUGUGUUCACCAGGGGGCGCCACCAUCCAUGCCCUACAUGUCAUGGAGAGCGGUGGCUUCCGCAGCCUGCUUAUCAAUGCUGUAGAGGCUUCUUGCAUUAGGACUAGGGAACUUCAGUAUUUGGCUGACCAAGAGAAGAUCUCCCCUGCUGAUAAAAAGACAACUCUGGACAAAGUGUUGCAGCAACCAGGAGUCACUCCAGAGGCUGUCGCAGUCGGGCCUCGUGGGAUCAGUAUCUUCAACAGCAGCAGCUCCAGGACAAAAAAUAAAUAAUUUUCUGCCGAGUCAGAAAACUUUAAUGCAACUUGUCAUAUCACUGAUGAUCCAGGUAUAUGCUGCCGAGACCACUGCUGCCAGGUAAUUGUUGACAUAAGGAAGUAAAUCACCUAAAAGUGAGGUGAGAACAGACAAAAAGAACAGUGUGAGCAAUAAUAACUUCCUUUUGUAAUAAAACCUCUUUUUGUUACCAUAAAAUGUCCCUGUUCAUAUCCCUGUUCCUCAUCUUUUAGUUGACUCAUGGAAUAAAAAUGUUGCUGCUGUGGCUUUCUAAAUCUUAUUUCUGUUGAUCCCAUUUCAUGCCAAAGUGAGGUUUACUUAACUGUUUUUCUGCAGGUGGUAUCCCAUUGCAGCUUGGAUUUUGACUUUGUACCAAAAUGAUGUUUCACCAUACUAAAGAUACUGUUAAAAUGCUCAAAAUGCCAUAUUUUGUACUGCAGAUAAGUGUGCUUUCAAAAUAGUCUUAGUCUAUUAUUAAA
Archocentrus centrarchus (flier cichlid) is the source of this 1521-nucleotide messenger RNA. RefSeq names its product pyrroline-5-carboxylate reductase 1a (gene pycr1a). Lineage: Eukaryota; Metazoa; Chordata; Actinopteri; Cichliformes; Cichlidae. The record is from RefSeq and is a predicted model, not a curated record. Gene Ontology annotation, biological process: L-proline biosynthetic process. Gene Ontology annotation, molecular function: pyrroline-5-carboxylate reductase activity.